Amphibalanus amphitrite is the source of this 3051-nucleotide messenger RNA. Its product is annotated as putative RNA polymerase II subunit B1 CTD phosphatase Rpap2. Gene Ontology annotation, molecular function: RNA polymerase core enzyme binding; RNA polymerase II CTD heptapeptide repeat phosphatase activity. Lineage: Eukaryota; Metazoa; Arthropoda; Thecostraca; Balanomorpha; Balanidae. The transcript has 7 exons. Gene Ontology annotation, cellular component: nucleus; cytoplasm. The record is from RefSeq and is a predicted model, not a curated record. The coding region runs from base 799 to 2943 and encodes 714 amino acids.
AGUCCAGUUUAUUUAUACGUCCGUGCUCUACUCAUACUGGAUUCGAAUCUUGAUUCGAAUAUACGCGUUGACGCGUCAUAUCUGAGACAUGUUUCGUGAGGCCCCAAAACCAUUCAAUUCAUCUCCUUCAAAAGAAGUGUUUUAUAACAUUUUCGAUAUGUUUUUUGGGCUUAAUUGCUAGCUCCAUCCAUCCUAUCUUGCGUGAGGAUAGUCAUUACUCGGGGACCAGUCGUUGAAAGCAAGGAACAACGACAAGGAGAAGGUCUUGUAAAAAUUCGCAGCGAUUGCAUUGAGCAUUAAAGGGACCCUCCCACCUUCAAAAAAGUUUAUGAAUUGGCAUGAAAGUGAUGUCGCUCGGUUCAGAAAGAGCGAAAAUGAAUAUCUACCAAAUUUCACCGAAAAAUAUUCACCGGUUUUCAAGAUAUUAGACUUUUACUUUUGUUUACUUUUUGGGAUCUCCGCUGUUCCUAGCGACUUUAUUAGGAAGCAAUAGUUUGGCAGCUGAAAGUGCGGGCCGGAACUUGUUGCGCGCAAAGCAGCAUAUACCACCGCGUGAUACAAAACGUUUUAGUCAAACAUUUAAAAAUCGUUAGAUAUCUGCGCUGACGUCACACAUUCAGAGGGGUAUUCUUAUGCAUUAGCCCCUCUGAAUCAAAAUGCUGCAAUGUUGAAAUUCAAUAUUUCCGAUUUAAGGCAUUUCUCGAUGUUGUGAGUGCCGAAACCGGUAAUUGUGAGCCAGGGACCCCGUUUUGGCUAUCUCAACUCAAAUCUAAUGUUAAGGUGGAAGGGUCCCUUUAAAUGACGAAAAUAUUUUUACCCCCCACCGCCUCAGGCGAUCACGUGCCUUCACCCACCUUAUGGACACAAAUCCGACACUUCACCGGUCACAAGGGUCUGGUGGCGCACGGGGCUGAAUUUCAGGUUAAUUUUUGCAUUUUGGGAUCCAUUAUGGAGGCCCACCAGCUUCCCAAGCUAACAAAAAGGCAGAAAGACAUUCUUGCUGCCGCUGAAAAGAAGCGUUUUUGCGACCAGCGAGCUCUUCAUAUUGUAGAGCUGCUUAUUGAGCCAGUCAUCAACCCUGUAUGGCUUCUUCAUCAGCUGCAGUUUAUUGACCAGCAGCACUAUGAUGACGUCAUAGAGGAGCGCUCCUGCACCGGCUGCUGCGGCUACCCGCUCUGCGCUAACCGGCUAGGCCGGGUGGCCGAGCACCAGUUCCACAUUUCCACAAUUACCAACCGCAUCUACGACAUGUCAGAGAGGAAGAAAUACUGCAGUAAUGCAUGUUUCCGCGCUUCACGACAUCUGAAGCCUCAAAUUCAGACCAGCCCCCUCUGGCUCCGGGACAAGGAGCCGCCGCCCGUCUUCAGACUGCUCCAAAAGGAAAACAAUGAAAAGGGUGUGGCCGGUGACGUUGUGGAACUGGGCGUGGCACGUGCGCCGGCCGACGAGUCACCUCCGUCUGAGAUAACUACCAAUGAGGUGGCAACAAGCAUGAUGCAUCAGUUUGACGAGCUGUCUGAACAGAUCAGAGACCUCGGCCUGAAACCGGAGGAGGAGCGGGGGAAGCCGGAGGAACGCGGAGCCAGGAAGCAGCGGCGAUCUUGUCUGAGGCGGCCCUCAGGAGCAGAGAGUGAAGGAGGGAGGGCGGAGAGAAAGGCAGUGCAGUUUGAGGAGAGUGCGAAGGCAGAAGGGAGCGAGGGAGAUGAGAUAGAGAGAGUGUGUCGGGUACAGGCGAAUAAUAAUUCAGCUGAUGAAAGGAGGGAUGACAAGCCGAUGAAGGAGGAAGAGCCGAAAAAGUGUGUAUCAGAAGAAGUUACAUGUCCUCAGAAAAUGGAGAACGAUGACAGAGCCGACAGAGCUACAUCUCUCGAUGAAGCUUCGUGUCGACAAGAUCCUGCCGACAAUCCGUCCGUGCUGCCUUCCGCCCCUGAACAAACGGCACGAUCAACGCCAGCGCCCCCGACGCCCCCGGCCGUCCCCGCCGUCUCACAGACAUCCGGUUUCAAGCGUCCGGUGCGCGCUGCGCGGCGGCAACAGCAUCCUCUGAAGGUGGUGGAGGCUCGUCUGCUCGACUGGCUCUCGGACCGGACUCCGGUCGCCGCCGCUGCACCGCUCGCUGAUCCACUGCGGGUGAAUAUCCCGUCAGCCGCUGCCGAAGGCUCUACAGGCUAUGAAAGCCCGUCUGGUGGCACCCCAGACACCCCCGUUCCACUCGCUCCUGUGCUCAGCCCGGAGGAGGCGGCGGCGCGGAACCGGGCGCUGCUCGCCUACCUGCAGGGCCAGGUGCGCGUCCCGGCGGCGGUGCCGCCCCGGCCGGUCGCCCCCGCCCAGGUGACGGAGGAUGGCCGCCCGGUGCCGCCCGAGCCGCUGCUCGAGUCUCAGGAUAAGCAGCGGCGACGGAUCGUCAACGACCACCUCGGCAAGGCCACGGCCCGGCUGCUGCCGCCGCUGGGGCUGCUGAUGUCUGACGUCACGUUACCGCUGCGUCUCCUGGUGGCCAGUUUCCGCCUGACGGCCACCAACGUCACAAUGACGCCUAGCCAGUGGACCCUCGCCGCCGUCGUCCUGCUCAACUGUCUGCUGCAGCUGCACCCCGACCUGGCGGCGCUGGCCAGGGACGCCGAUGUCGCCUUCAGCCGCGCGCUGCAGCCGUUCCAGACGACCCCCGCCAGCCUGGACCGGCUGACCGGUAGGCUUAUGGAGCUACUCGGGGAGCGGUAUAGCGACUCCGGCGCGGCUAAAGGGCCCGAGAGCCGAGAGGUAAAGAAGGCAGACGCGGCGGCUGAGACGACACGCGGUACGGAAGGUGGGGAAAAGGCUGGGAAAGAGACCGGGGUAAAUGUUGGUACAGAAACUGGGAUAGAGGCCACUGAGCCUGGGGCGGAGACUGGUGCGGAGUCGGGCUCGCCUGUAGCAUUGACCCGGACACGGACUUCUGACUGAAUGUGCUGAUCUGCGUCAUUUGAUCGAAUUGUCGAUGGCUAUUAGAACUGACUGCUGCAUCGUGAUAGAUAAAUGGCUUCCGUAAUAUAUGUAAUUUUUGUAAGUUAA